Alternaria atra is the source of this 738-nucleotide messenger RNA. RefSeq lists its product as uncharacterized. Gene Ontology annotation, biological process: polysaccharide catabolic process. The record is from RefSeq and is a predicted model, not a curated record. Lineage: Eukaryota; Fungi; Ascomycota; Dothideomycetes; Pleosporales; Pleosporaceae. The transcript has 2 exons. The coding region runs from base 1 to 738 and encodes 245 amino acids. Gene Ontology annotation, molecular function: cellulase activity.
AUGAAGUUCAGCGCACUCCUCAUCGCCAGCACGGCAUCUCUCGCCCUCGCCGUACCCACCGCUACCAUCCAGAAGCGUGCGGACUACUGCGGCCAAUGGGACAGCACCGUAACCGGUGACUACACCGUCUACAACAACCUCUGGGGACAAGCCGAUGCCGACUCCGGCUCCCAGUGCACCGGCGUUGACGGCCUCAGCGGCAGGUCCCUCAAGUGGCACACCUCGUGGUCCUGGACUGGCGGUCCCGGACACGUCAAGUCCUACGCCAACGUUGUAACAAAGAUCACCCAGAAAGCCCUCUCCUCCAUCAAAUCCCUUCCCUCAGUCUGGAAGUGGACGUACGCGGGCAGCGAUCUCGUCGCAAACGUCUCCUACGACCUCUUCACCUCUUCCAAGGUCGACGGCGACCCAGAGUACGAAAUCAUGAUCUGGGUUGGUGCUCUCGGUGGCGCUGGUCCGAUUUCCGCUACGGGAAGCCCCAUUGCUACCGUCAACCUCGCUGGCAACAGCUGGAAGUUGUACAACGGCCAGAACGGCCAAAUGAACGUCUUCAGCUUUGUCGCUGAGAAGCAGGUCAACAGCUUCAAUGGUGAUCUGAUGACGUUUGUUAACGAGGUGACGAGCAAGCAUGGUCUGCCUAAGACCCAGAUCUUGACCAGUGUGGGAGCUGGAACUGAGCCUUUCUCGGGUAACAAGGCGAAGCUUACUGUUACCGAGUACAGCUUGAGCCAGAGCUAG